Messenger RNA from Populus euphratica (Euphrates poplar), 2358 nucleotides. RefSeq names its product serine/threonine protein phosphatase 2A regulatory subunit B''beta-like. NCBI's taxonomy places the organism in Eukaryota, Viridiplantae, Streptophyta, Magnoliopsida, Malpighiales, Salicaceae. Bases 254 to 1870 code for a protein of 538 amino acids. Gene Ontology annotation, biological process: protein dephosphorylation. The transcript has 13 exons. The record is from RefSeq and is a predicted model, not a curated record. Gene Ontology annotation, molecular function: protein phosphatase regulator activity; calcium ion binding. Gene Ontology annotation, cellular component: protein phosphatase type 2A complex.
AUCAACUCUCUCUUUCUCUCCUUUGCCCCCCAAAAAAUCUCUCGCGCUGCAAAAUUCUCAGCCCUUUGAAUCGCAUCCAUUCUAUUCACUCGUAAAAACAAGAAGAAAAUCUCGUGUUUUUGUAAAGAUCUAGUGUUUCUUAGUAAAUUGGCCGAAUCGAAAAUUGAUAAAUUGGAUUAGUAAUUGAAGGUUGGUUAAUAAUGAUUGGAAUCUAGGGUUUGUCGAUCUAUGUUUUGGUUUGAUUUUAGUAACUAUGGAAACGACGACGAGCGAUGUUGCGAUGUUAGAUGCGGAGUUGCUUCAGCUACCAGAGGUUGCUGCUUUAGAUUUCAAAUCUUACCCUGACUUUGCCCAAAAACUCUUCGAUCAGUGGCUCUCCCUUCCUGAUGCCAAUAAGCUGGUGACAUCACUGGUUAAUGAUGCCAAGACAGGUUCUCCCUUGAAUAUCUCUGGAAAUUCAUCUAGUGCAAAUGCUGCCACUGGCAGUUCCUUACCGUCCAUGUUUCCUGGGGGGAGUACACCACCUCUUUCCCCCCGAAGUUCAACCGGUUCUCCUCGUGUGACAAAACAAAGGGUUGGCCCUUCAAAUUUAGGUUCUCCUCUAAAAGUAGUCAGUGAGCCAAUAAAGGAGUUGAUACCACAGUUUUAUUUUCAAAAUGGUCGUCCAGUGCCAAAUGAGCUAAAAGAACAAUGCUUGAUUCGGAUCAAUCACUUCUUCUAUGGUCAUUCGGAUGGACUGCAGAUACAUGAGUUCAAAUCAAUCACUAAGGAAGUAUGCAAGCUGCCGUCAUUCUUUUCAACAGCUCUAUUUAGAAGGAUUGAUGUUAAUAGCACCAAUUUUGUGACAAGGGAUGCUUUUCUCAAUUAUUGGAUAAAUGGCAACAUGUUGACAUUGGAUAUAGCUACCCAAAUUUUCACAAUUUUGAAACAACCAGAUCUCAAAUACCUCACCCAGGAAAACUUUAAACCUGUGCUUCGAGACUUACUGGCAACUCAUCCUGGAUUGGAGUUUUUACAGAGCACACCUGAGUUUCAGGAAAGAUAUGCUGAAACUGUUAUAUACAGAAUUUUUUACUAUGUAAAUAGAUCCGGGAAUGGUCAUCUUACCCUCAGGGAGCUGAAACGUGGGAAUUUAAUUGAUGCAAUGCAACAUGCAGAUGAAGAAGAGGACAUAAAUAAAGUUUUGAGGUACUUUUCUUAUGAGCACUUUUAUGUGAUAUACUGCAAGUUUUGGGAGCUGGACACAGAUCAUGAUUUUCUUAUUGACAAAGAGAACCUUAUUAGAUAUGGGAAUCAUGCACUUACCUACCGGAUUGUUGAUAGAAUAUUUUCCCAGGUUGCAAGAAAAUUUACUAGUAAGGUUGAAGGAAAGAUGGGAUAUGAAGAUUUUGUGUAUUUCAUACUUUCAGAGGAAGACAAGUCAUCUGAGCCUAGUCUUGAGUAUUGGUUCAAGUGCAUAGAUUUGGAUGGAAAUGGAAUUCUGUCACGGAAUGAGAUGCAAUUCUUUUAUGAGGAGCAGUUGCAUCGGAUGGAAUGCAUGGCUCAAGAGCCUGUGCUUUUUGAAGAUAUAUUAUGCCAGAUAAUUGACAUGAUUGGACCAGAGGAUGAUGGCUAUAUCACCCUCCGUGACCUAAAAGGUUGUAAACUUUCAGGGAGUGUUUUCAACAUCCUUUUCAACCUCAAUAAAUUUAUGGCCUUUGAAACCCGCGAUCCAUUUCUCAUUCGGCAGGAGCGUGAGAAUCCAACAUUAACAGAGUGGGAUCGUUUUGCACAUAGAGAAUAUAUUAGGCUUUCAAUGGAAGAAGAUGUUGAAGAUGCUUCUAAUGGUAGUGCAGAAGUUUGGGAUGAAUCACUUGAGGCUCCAUUCUGAGUUCAAUUAGGUGCUUGCAUAAAAAGCUCUAGAUUCUUCUUCUACAGAGACCGUGAGACAGGAAAACAGUAAACUCAAAGGAUCAUUCUGUAGCCUUUUUAAAGAGAGUCCAGGUUUGGCGGGAUGGAAUGCAUUUUUGUUUCAAAUGCCAGCAGGGGGGACAUAUGCAAGCUUUUGCGUGCAUAAUUCGACAAACAACAAGGAGAAUUACUCUAGAGCCGUGGUUCAUGAAGCUGAACUUCCUUCCUGUAAAGGAGAGGUAGUUUCUAAGAGUUGAUUAAUCAAGUCCAGGUUGAAGUAGCUCAGAACAUUCACUGCAUUUUUUAUUUAUUUUAUCAAUCUGUAAGAUAUAAUCCCUGUCGAGGUCUUCUAAUUUAGUGGUUGGUUAUUUUUGAUGUAUUUCCUGUACGGUAAUCAAUUGGGUGGUGCUGGGGUAGGCUUCCUAUGUUUAUCAAUUUUUGGAUUGUCAAUUUAUCGGUUACCAUAUA